Messenger RNA from Scomber scombrus (Atlantic mackerel), 588 nucleotides. RefSeq names its product NK3 homeobox 1 (gene nkx3-1). Lineage: Eukaryota; Metazoa; Chordata; Actinopteri; Scombriformes; Scombridae. Gene Ontology annotation, molecular function: DNA-binding transcription factor activity, RNA polymerase II-specific; RNA polymerase II cis-regulatory region sequence-specific DNA binding. The record is from RefSeq and is a predicted model, not a curated record. Gene Ontology annotation, biological process: regulation of transcription by RNA polymerase II; cell differentiation. The transcript has 2 exons. The coding region runs from base 1 to 588 and encodes 195 amino acids. Gene Ontology annotation, cellular component: nucleus.
AUGGAAAUGUCUGAUACGGUCAAACCUCGGACUUCCUUCCUCAUAGAGGACAUCCUCUCUGUUAAGGACAGCGCAAGAUUUAAUGGAAAAUGCUGCUUGCAGAACAAGGAAAGAUUUUCAGGGUGGGAAGAGGAAUCAGAAAAGUUGUCUAAGCAACUCUCCCCACUGGAGUCAGCAUUUGGAGUACAGACAGAGUCAUUGGACACAUCCUGUCCCAGCACUUCAGAUUCCAGCGGUUUUACGUCCUCAGGGAAACAGAAGCGCUCCAGGGCAGCAUUCACACACAUCCAAGUGCUUGAACUGGAAAAGAAAUUUAACCACCAGAAGUACCUGUCAGCCCCAGAGAGGGCUCAUCUGGCCAGCACUUUAAGACUGACUGAGACCCAGGUGAAAAUCUGGUUUCAGAACCGGAGGUAUAAAACAAAAAGAAAGCAGCAAACACCAGAGUUCUGUAAGGAUGUGUACAAAGCAGAGGGACUAGGUCUGAGAGACGAUUUAGUCCGAUCAUCAUUGAUCACCUACAAAGCGUAUCAAUACCGACCCUACCUGUGGGACUACGGUGGCCCCUGGGGGCCAACGUUAUGGUGA